AUGUGCAGAAGUAACCAGAAUUACCACAAAUCUGUACAUGACAUUGACGCUAGUGCUGUAGACGGUGCAUGUGGAUAUUCAUGUGACACACCGGAAUACUACAUCGACAUGGUAAGCACACGUUCUUUAUCACAAUCACCAGACCGUGCCUUCGUUCCCAUCACUCUUGGUCCUAGCAAAGUACCAAUACAUUUCAAAAUUGAUACAGGCAGUGAAUGCAACAUAGUUUCACAUGAAACGUUCAAACGCCUAAAAUUAAGUGCCCCUCUCGAGCCCCCCGACAGCAAACUGACCUCUUACUCAGGCGACCUUCUCAAGGUUCUUGGAAAAGUGAGUCUUCCCUGCUGCCAUAAAUCUGAUACAAUCAUGGCUACAAUCUAUGUUGUUGAGAAUCGUGCCCCUCCAUUGUUAGGACUCAGAUCAUCACUAGAGUUGAAUUUGAUCAAGCUGACCUACUCUGUAGAAAACUCCCCCAAAGAGCCCCAAGUACUGACUAGGGAUUCUGUAAUGUCUGAAUACAAAGAGCUUUUCCAGGGAGUUGGGGAAAUUCCAGGGUUUGCGAAAUUACACCUUAAGGAAAAUGCAGUCCCCGUUGUGAACCCCCCGCGAAAAGUGCCCGAAGCUCUUAAACCACGACUUAAGGACGAACUCGACCGCAUGGUCAAAGACGGAAUUGUCACUAAGGUCACCGAACCCACUGACUGGGUAAAUUCGAUAGUUUUGGUAGAAAAGCCAAAGACAGGUAAACUUAGAGUUUGCAUUGACCCAAAGGCUCUAAAUGACUCAAUCCGUAGACCGCAUUACCCAAUGCCGACUUUAGACGACGUGACGUCAGAGCUAUGUGGGGCUACACAUUUCAGUAUUCUAGAUAUUACGCAUGCGUAUUUGAGUGUCAAACUAGAUCACGAGUCUUCCCUACUUACAACGUUCAGUACGCCUUUCGGCAGAUAUAGAUACCUAAGGCUCCCAUUUGGCAUCACAUCUUCAGGCGACAUAUUUCAGCAGAAAUGCAAUGAAAUCUUUGAAAACUUGCCCGGAAUUCAUGCCAUAGUAGACGACAUUUUGAUACAUGGUCGCUCACGGUCAGAACACGACGAAAAUUUGCGAAAAGCGCUCAAUAGAGCACACGAAAUAGGCAUUAAAUUUAAUCCCGACAAAUGCGUUAUCGGAGCGACAGAAGUCCCUUUCUUUGGUCACGUCAUUUCUAGUCAUGGCCUCAAACCCGACAAUGCCAAAAUAGACGCCAUUGUGAAACUCAAAACGCCGGACUCCCGCGCAGAGUAA
This is a messenger RNA of Mya arenaria, 1284 nucleotides long. RefSeq lists its product as uncharacterized. The record is from RefSeq and is a predicted model, not a curated record. Lineage: Eukaryota; Metazoa; Mollusca; Bivalvia; Myida; Myidae. Bases 1 to 1284 code for a protein of 427 amino acids. The transcript has a single exon.